AUGAUAAGGCCAUCAUGGGGGGGACCUACUGAGCUGCGGUUGGAGUCGCAGCUGCAGCGUGAGAAGUUCCCGCAAUACCAGUCACAUGUCAGCGCCCCAGAUCCAACUGGAACGUACUGGUUUGACCAGUAUGCCCCGACGGCAUACAAGACCCCUUACGGCUACCAGCCUGUUCUGCACUUCUACAACAAACUUCUGUAUCCCUCCACAACCCAGAAGAGACAGCUCGAGGAUCCUGGUGAAAUGCUUCCGAGUUCUGCAGCAAGACAGAUGCCUCCUAUUGAUGGUUUCAAUGAUAUAUCGUCCUCGCCUGAUACUGCCCCUGACUUCAUGGAAGGACCCAAGGCGAAACGGGCAAGACUGGAGUUGAAAAAUAACAAUUUCGCUCAGGUUCCUACGGCUAAACCAGCCCAAAUGUCGAUGGACAACCUCAAACAUCAAGGCAUGGAACAGGGCACCACGAACUUCUGCGAUAUUGCCCCUUCUGAAGAACCUGCCGCUCCGGUUGACUCAGACAAGGCUGACGACACCUACGCCGAUGGUAACAAGAACAAGCAUUUCCCAUGCAGCCAAUUUAUCAAAGGUGUUGGCCACAAGACCCAGCCCAAGGACUCCCCGACGAUGCCUUCAUCUUUUCAGAUACCCCAGAUUUGGGACAACAACGCUUGCACGAACAGCACCUCGGCCCAAGGACCGACUUCAGUUCCGACUUCACUGUCUACAGCAACACAGUCAACAAUGGUGUCCACAGACACAAGUUCCAUGUUUUCAGAUGCAGCAUGGAGCCAGAUUUUCAACAAGAUGGAGUUCGGCCCCCAAAACAAUCACCAAGCCAGCAACUCAUUUCACUUUCCGCAGCUCUUGGAGGCACACGACCCUGUGAUGAACCAGGCCGUUCAAGAUUCUUUGGAGGCAUUCGUUGGAGAUGCUAUCGUCGAAACGGAUACCAGUGGUUAUGUAUGGGACGGCGAGAAUCUGGGACAGUCUGGCUCCGAAGUAAUGGCGGUCCCAGAACAGUCAGGGUUUAAUAAUGGUCUCGAUUUCCUUGACGGCCUCGACCAUUUUGACGACGACAUUGACUGGAGUUUUGAUCCCCUUCUUGGAGAUGAUCUCCUUCCUGGUGCUUAUCUCACUCAUGGUGUUGAUUAA
Molecule: messenger RNA, 1149 nt
Organism: Colletotrichum graminicola M1.001
Lineage: Eukaryota; Fungi; Ascomycota; Sordariomycetes; Glomerellales; Glomerellaceae
Exons: 1
Coding region: 1-1149 (382 amino acids)
Source: RefSeq, a predicted model, not a curated record